Chaetura pelagica (chimney swift) is the source of this 1304-nucleotide messenger RNA. It is a transcript of the gene SARS1, whose product is annotated as seryl-tRNA synthetase. Gene Ontology annotation, biological process: seryl-tRNA aminoacylation. Gene Ontology annotation, cellular component: cytosol. The annotation marks the transcript as partial. The record is from RefSeq and is a predicted model, not a curated record. Gene Ontology annotation, molecular function: serine-tRNA ligase activity; ATP binding; tRNA binding. The transcript is spliced from 10 exons. NCBI's taxonomy places the organism in Eukaryota, Metazoa, Chordata, Aves, Apodiformes, Apodidae.
GCAGGUUUCGUGCUGACAACUUGAACAAGCUGAAGAACCUUUGCAGCAAAACCAUCGGAGACAAGAUGAAGAAGAAGGAGCCAGUGGGGACGGAUGAGUCUGUUCCAGAGAGUGUGCAGAACCUCGACGAGCUCACAGCUGAUGUCCUGGGGGCCCUGCAGGUUUCCCAGAUCAAGCGGCUGCGGCUGCUGAUCGACCAGGCCAUCCUGGAGUGCGACGCCGAGCGCCUCAGGCUGGAGGCAGAACGGUUUGAGAGCCUGAGGGAGAUUGGGAACCUGCUCCACCCCUCUGUGCCCAUCAGCAACGACGAGCCCAUCGUGGCUGGUAGCCGGGGCUACUUCCUGAAGGGUCCCCUGGUGUUCCUGGAGCAGGCCCUGAUCCAAUUUGCCCUGCAGAGCCUCCGUGCCAGGGGCUACACCCCCGUCUACACCCCCUUCUUCAUGCGCAAGGAGGUGAUGCAGGAGGUGGCCCAGCUCAGCCAGUUCGACGAGGAGCUCUACAAGGUGAUUGGCAAAGGCAGUGAGAAGGCAGAGGACAGUUCCAUCGAUGAGAAGUACCUGAUUGCCACCUCAGAGCAGCCCCUGGCUGCCCUGCACCGCGACGAGUGGCUGAAGCCCGAGGACCUGCCCCUCAAGUACGCGGGGUUGUCCACCUGCUUCCGCCAGGAGGUGGGUUCCCAUGGCCGUGACACUCGUGGCAUCUUCCGUGUCCACCAGUUUGAGAAGAUCGAGCAGUUUGUCUACGCCUCCCCCCACGACAACAAGUCCUGGGAGAUGUUUGAGGAGAUGAUGGCCACAGCUGAGGAGUUCUACCAGGCCCUGGGCAUCCCCUACCACAUUGUCAACAUUGUCUCAGGCUCCCUCAACCACGCUGCCAGUAAGAAGCUGGACCUGGAGGCCUGGUUCCCUGGCUCCGGCGCCUUCCGUGAACUGGUUUCCUGCUCCAACUGCACCGACUACCAGGCCCGGCGCCUGCGCAUCCGCUACGGCCAGACCAAGAAGAUGAUGGACAAGGUGGAGUUUGUCCACAUGCUCAAUGCCACCAUGUGUGCCACCACCCGCACCAUCUGCGCCAUCCUGGAGAACUACCAGACCGAGGAGGGCAUCCGUGUCCCUGAGAGGCUCCAAGACUUCAUGCCCCCAGACCUGCGGGAGCUGAUCCGCUUCGUCAAGCCGGCCCCCAUCGAGCAGGAGCUCUCCAAGAAGCAGAAGAAACAGCAGGAGGGGGGCAAGAAGAAAACGGGGGGGGGCAACCAGCAGGUGCUGGAGGAGCAGAUGCAGAACAUGGGGGUCAACAGCUCCUGA